Molecule: messenger RNA, 476 nt
Organism: Rubroshorea leprosula
Lineage: Eukaryota; Viridiplantae; Streptophyta; Magnoliopsida; Malvales; Dipterocarpaceae
Source: the annotation of a GenBank genome assembly
ACCAAAAGAAAGACUAACAUUAGAUUUUUUUUCAUUAAUUGAAUUCACAUGAAAUCUUUUCACAGAGAGGAAGGAACCAUGCGAUUCUUCUCAUCUAUCUGCUGUUGCUUCUACCGUCCCUCUCGUAUAACUGGUGAUGAUGAAAGGGCGGCGAGUCGGCCUUUAACGCUUGACUUCAAUCAAACAGAGUGUCCCCAGGCUCCGAUUCUGGUUCCACACUUCCCUGUGAAGCCAAGUUUCUCUCGUCUGUGAUUUAUGAGAUUACAGCUUCCUCGAGAAAGGUGAUGGGUUGCCCUUCUUCUCUUCUGUAGAAUAAGUUAUAAUAGAUGCUGGAUUUUACACUUUCUCUGUCUCUUUAUGUGUACUUAUGGUGUUGCUGCUGUAACAUGUUUGGAUGUAAAGAAGAAAAGGAAUAAUUUUGUUUUCGAAAUUGAACCAUGUAAUUCUAAUUUGCAUAAUAGAAGAAUGCUUCAAGA